Emiliania huxleyi CCMP1516 is the source of this 903-nucleotide messenger RNA. RefSeq lists its product as hypothetical. The record is from RefSeq and is a predicted model, not a curated record. The transcript is spliced from 6 exons. Gene Ontology annotation, molecular function: protein binding. Bases 1 to 903 code for a protein of 300 amino acids. NCBI's taxonomy places the organism in Eukaryota, Haptophyta, Isochrysidales, Noelaerhabdaceae.
AUGAGCGCGCUCCGCAUCGCGUCGGCGCUGGCCGCCGCGCCGGACCCGUACGCCGUGCUGCAGCUCAAGCGCGACGCGAGUGCGGCCGACGUCAAGAAGGCGUUUCGCACCGCGGUCCUGCUCGUGCACCCGGACAAGGCGAUGGGCUGCGCCGGAGCAGCGGCCGCCUUCGAGGCGGUCGAGGCGGCCAGCGCCCUGCUGCUCGAUGCCGGCGCGCGUCGCGAGUGGGACGCGAAGCACAAACAGCAAAGCUUCAUUGAAAGAUACGGCAGCGGCGCGGCCGAGGCGGGCGGCGAGGCGAUCGCCCCUCCGUUCUCGGUCCGCCUCGGCGACGUGGUGGAGGCAAAGACCGCGACGCUCCGCUUUGACGGGUAUGACGACUCGGCGGUGGUGCCGCUCUCGCAGAUCCGGCCGCCGCGGCCGGCGCAGAGCGACGCCGUCGGCUCGGCGGAGGAGGGCGAGGCGGCGACCGACGCCUUCACACGGAGCAUGAUGUCCUCAGGCGGCCUCGGCCUGCUGCUGGACGAAGAGAACCGUGUCGUCGGCCUGGCGGCGGGCGGGCAGGCGGAGCGGGAGGGCGUGGUGCGCGUCGGCGAGGUCAUCCUGGCGGUGGAUGGGGAGAGGCUGCGAGGGCGUCCGCUCGGCAGGGGAGAGGGCGGCACGGCAGAGGGCGGCACGGCUGCGCAGGGCGGCAAGGCUGCGCGCGUCGCCGGCGCGGAGCCGGAGUGGCGGCGGGAUGCGGUGCCGUCCUCUGCCGAGGAGUUCCGCGCCCGGCACGGCUGCUUCACGCGCGGCGAGGAUGCGUGGGCCGAGUACUACCGGCAGCAGGCGGCGUGGGCAGCGUACCACCAGCACCAGGCGGCGUGGGCCGCGUACUAUCAGCAGCAGGGCAGACCGCCGUGA